AGUGCUCUGCUCUGGGCUUGUUACGCGCAGAAGACCAGACAAGCCCAUAAAACAGUGCGCGCUUGGAGAGAGCAGCACCUCUCCACCUGAACCGACCUGAAGAUUCAGCCGUUCCACGGAGGACAAGACUACAAGUAUAUUUAGACAUUUAUUAGGUGUACAAAUAGUCACUUAAAUUGUUGGCUAGAUGUGGAUUCUAUAGUCAUGUAAACUUGUGGUUUUCUCAAAGACAAACGAUGCGGAUUGUGUGCGCACCGCAACAUAAGGCCUUAUAGUGAACUCUUGUAAACUGGAAUCGGGGAUGAAGGUGAUGUGCUGGCUCUUGAUGUUGGACCUCAGACAAAGAGACAUUGAGUCAUCUAAUCUUUAUUGAUCACAGAAACGGAGAAGAGUCUGAUCAAUUAGUGGAAGCGCUUCUGAAACCCAGAGCACCGCGCACUGCGUUUGAGCCAUUUGGAGACUCAAAAAUCAGCAGUUCCUUGCCAAAUCGGUGCCUGUAUCUAAAUAUGGCAACCCAGGGGUCUAUGUGCAACACCUCAAUCUCAGACUAUGCAAACCAGUCCAGUGAAUUCAGCAAUAUUUCCCUUCAACCGAAUGGAAGCUCGAUGGCCGAGGAGGACAGCACAAAGAUUCUGGCUGUAAUCUACAUUGUGGUGUUCGUCGUGGGUUUGACAGGAAACUCUCUGGCCAUUUUCGUUGUCCUGCGCUACACCAAAAUGAAGACGGUCACCAACAUGUACAUCUUAAACCUGGCAGUGGCUGACGAGCUGUACAUCCUGGGACUUCCAUUUCUCACCACCCACAACGUGCUCGCCUACUGGCCGUUUGGCAACUUCCUCUGUCGUAUUCUGAUGUGGGCAGACUCCAUCAGUCAAUUUACUAGCACAUUCUGUCUGACAGUAAUGAGCAUUGAUCGCUAUAUGGCUGUGGUACAUCCUAUCCGCAGCACGAGGUGGCGGCGACCCAGUGUUGCCAAGGUGAUAAAUAGCAUGGUAUGGGCACUGUCCUGUCUGCUGACACUACCAGUCAUCAUUUACUGUGACGUUCAGCCAGAGCUCAACACCUGCAACCUGAGCUGGCCUGAACCGCGUGACGUGUGGUCGACCGCAUUCAUCCUCUACACCGCCAUACUAGGUUUCUUCUGCCCACUUCUGGUCAUCUGCCUUUGCUACCUGCUCAUUGUAAUCAAGGUAAAGUCCACCAGUGCGCGAGCGGGACUCUCCAAACGCAGCAAGUCUGAGAAGAAAGUGACGAGAAUGGUGGUGAUCAUUGUGGUGGUGUUUGUCCUGUGCUGGCUGCCGUUUUUCAUACUCAACAUCCUCAACCUGAUCAGCACCCUCCCGGAGAACAGCCUCAUCACCGGCAUCUACUUUCUCACCGUCAUCCUGACCUACGUCAACAGCUGCGCCAAUCCUCUGCUCUACAGCUUUCUGUCGGACAACUUCAAGCGGAGCUUCCAGCAAGUGUUGUGCAUCCACAGGGUCAACGGGGUCAGCAACGGUCACCCUGGCCGUGAGCGCCUCAGCAGGAACCAGCAGAAUGAGGCCUUAUUCCCUCCAAGGAGCUUUGAUUUCAAAGAACAUGUCCAGAGCUAUCAGUCCAUUGGUUUGAAGGCUGAGGCAUGUGAUAAAUCAGAAAACCACCGACCUGGACCACAGCCGAGCAGCCAGUCCAUAUAAAAUCUGAAAGUUGGAUGGAUUUUUCCCUCUUUUAACACAUAUAUUCUUUUUGUUCUGAGUUGGUCGUCCAAUCAAAGUCAUUAUGACAUGGUCAAAAUAUACAGCUUUAUAUGAAGUUAUUGUUGUCUUUGCCUAGAGCAAACACUCUCUGGUGCACAAACACAAUACAUUUCCAUAUAAAUAUCACUCUGUGAUGAGAAGAUAUCAGUGAUGUUAUAUAUAACUGUAAAUAUGUAUUAUAAUGGCAAAUUGCUCAUCAUUUUGUUCCCCAUGACUGAAUAAAACUGGGAAACUGUUCAUCCUCCACCUUUGGACCAAUUUGGACAAUUGAGAGAGGAAGUGGCUUCUGCUGUUACAUUUUGAUGGACAUUGCUAAUUUGGUGGCGGUUCUGAACAUUUUUACUCUCAAACAAGCUCUCCUGGUGAUUAGGUGUACCUGUGUUAUGCUGCCUUAGUCUUGAUGUUGUUUGUAUCAUUCCUAAUAAACCUGGAUUUACAGGAUUCCGAUAAGUUUCAAAUGGAAACAUGGGACUCUUGUAAUAAUUCUGUAGUAAAAGACAUCUAUGUUAUUAGAUUAUUAUGUGCUGUAUAUAGUAAACAAUACUGUAAAGUUAAUUACUUUAAAUAGAGGUCCAGGCAAAAUGGUUUAUAUUAACCUGCUAAUCACACUGUUCAGAGUUCUACAAGUACAUAAACAGCUGCUAACAAGUACAUUAAACAGUGUAUUAAACAGCUGCUUACAAUGAUUCAAAAAAUAUCUCCAUCCGUUAACAUCUCAUGACUUGUUUGAGCUUUUUUCUUUUUGUUUUAUUCACAAGUCACCUUUACAUCAUCAGAUUCCUUAUUUGUGCCCAGGGCCAGAAGGUCAGCAGAUUUUCCAUACUUUAUUGGCUUUAGAUUUACAGAGACUGUACUCAUUAAUAGACACUUCUGGGUCAGUGUAGCCAAUUAUCAACUAUAGCCCCAGGAAGAAAAACAAAGAGGCACGCAUGAGGGACAAAACUCAAAAUGAGAUAAGUAUGCAGACAAAAUGUUACAUAGACAGGUCUGUCAACUAAGACAAAAUGAUGUUUCUUCAUCAGAACAGAUUCGGAGAAAUUUAGCAUUAUA
Molecule: messenger RNA, 2789 nt
Organism: Cyprinus carpio (common carp)
Lineage: Eukaryota; Metazoa; Chordata; Actinopteri; Cypriniformes; Cyprinidae
Product: somatostatin receptor type 5-like
Biological process (GO): neuropeptide signaling pathway; regulation of insulin secretion; cellular response to glucocorticoid stimulus
Cellular component (GO): neuron projection; membrane
Molecular function (GO): somatostatin receptor activity; neuropeptide binding
Source: RefSeq, a predicted model, not a curated record